Messenger RNA from Lotus japonicus, 3069 nucleotides. Its product is annotated as clathrin coat assembly protein AP180. Gene Ontology annotation, molecular function: clathrin heavy chain binding; phosphatidylinositol-4,5-bisphosphate binding; 1-phosphatidylinositol binding. NCBI's taxonomy places the organism in Eukaryota, Viridiplantae, Streptophyta, Magnoliopsida, Fabales, Fabaceae. Bases 152 to 2323 code for a protein of 723 amino acids. Gene Ontology annotation, biological process: clathrin coat assembly; vesicle budding from membrane; clathrin-dependent endocytosis. The record is from RefSeq and is a predicted model, not a curated record. The transcript has 2 exons. Gene Ontology annotation, cellular component: clathrin-coated pit; clathrin-coated vesicle.
GUCUCAGAAAAUGAUGUCAAGUUUUCUUUCUGAACAAUUUUUACUCUUCAACUUUUUUUCUUACAACAAAUUCUGCAAAAAUAAUAAACUUCAAUGCCAAGUAAUGUUCUAACAAAUUUCCCAGAAAACUUGAAAUUUAAUUUGAUUCACCAUGCCAAGCAAGCUAAGGAAGGCAAUUGGAGCAGUGAAGGACCAAACAAGCAUUAGCCUUGCCAAGGUAACAAAUGCAGCCAACCUUGAAAUCACAAUCCUCAAAGCAACAACCCAUGACAAAAGUCCCAUUGAGGAACGUUACGUGAAUGAAAUUGUCAACAUUGUUUCCUCUAACAAACUCUAUGCAGCAGCAUGUGCCAAUUGCAUUGGCAAGCGAAUCGGCAAGACGCGAAACUGGAUCGUUGUCCUUAAAUCUCUCAUGAUCGUCCUCAGAAUUUUCCAAGAUGGCGAUCCAUAUUUUCCUAGAGAAGUUUUCCAUGCAAUGAAAAGGGGUGCCAAAAUUCUCAACCUUUCAAGUUUCAAAGAUGAUUCCAAUUCUUCUAGCCCUUGGGAUUACACUGCUUUCAUCAGAACAUUUGCUCUGUACCUUGAUGAGCGUUUGGAUUGCUUUUUAACCGGAAAGCUUCAAAGGAGGUUCACGUAUCAUAACCGAUUUCAUGAGAAGCAUCAGAGGAAGAAUCUCUCCAAUGAGCCUGGGAUUAGAGACAUGAAACCCGCCAUGGUGCUUGAUAGAAUGCCUCACUGGCAAAGGUUGUUGGAUAGAGCUAUAGCAACUAGGCCAACCGGGUCGGCCAAGACGAAUCGUUUGAUUCAGAUUUCCCUCUAUGCUGUUGUGCAAGAAAGCUUUGAUCUCUAUAAGGAUAUUUCUGAUGGUCUUGCUGUUGUUUUAGAUAGCUUCUUCCAUAUGCCACUUUCAUCAUGCGCUGCUGCAUUCCAUGCUUGUGUUAAAUCUUCCAAGCAAUUUGAUGAGUUAUCUCGUUUUUACUCUUUUUGUGCUAACAGUGGGAUUGGGAGGUCCUAUGAGUACCCAACUGUGCAAAAAGUUUCUGAAGAGCUCAUGGAGACAUUGCAGGAAUUCCUGAAGGACCAAGCAAAUGAUGGUGGUUCCAAUUCCAAACACUCACUAUCUCCUCCUGCAACAAAGUAUCACUCUGCAGCUUCGAGUUCAUCGUCCCAAGUUGAAGCCGGGGAACGAUACGGAACGCUUGAGAGGUAUUUUGGGAGUGGAUCUGAUUUGGGGUCUCAAUGCACAUCACUUGAAGACCUCAUGACUGCUACAGAUGCUGCUAUGAGUCCUAGGAGGUCCCUUGAGCAAGAUAUGUAUUCUGAGCAAUCUGAUUCUGAUCAAGAUGAGAAACAUUCACAAUAUGAUGACUUUGCUAGUGCAAAUGGUUCUAGUUCUACCAAAUCAUUUCCUGUUGAUCAAACAUCAAGGUCGAGUUUGGAUAUUAUAAGCUUUGAAGAUUUGCAGCAAGAUGUGCAACAAAAUCAAAUAAUUGAAUGGGAGCAUAAACACACAAGGAAGGGUUCCAUUUCCAAUGACAGCUCCAAAGAUUGUUGGGAGUUGGUUUUGGCAAAGACAGUUACUGCACCUGCUGAAACAUCACCCAAAUUGAACAAUGGGUUUGAUCCAUUUGUCGCCUUAUUUGAUCAAGCUCCAAGUCCAACACCUCAGAACACAUACAAUCCCUUCUUGGAAGACAUAGGAACUGUUACUCAUGCCACAGAUGCUAAUUCCAAUGAUGUUUUAGAUGUGGCACCGACGUUUCAGGAAACCGCAUCAACCUUCUGUACUCCGGCUCCUCUUGCAUCAACCUUAUCUGAUCAAAGUCCUAAUUCCUUUACAAAUUUGGAUCUGAUUUUUGGUGACACAAUUCCAAAUGAGACAGGAAUUGCUCCAACCUUUCAAUGUUCUGCCGAGACUAACAUGACAGUGCCACCAACUUUUCAUACUCAAACAUCUGAUAAGAUGAUUGUAGCACCAAGCUUCCAGGCUCAAUGUUCUUUUACGUAUGAUUCAACACCAACGUUUCAAGUGCUUGAUUCAAAUGUUGAUGCUACAAUGGAAGCAUCGAACCAUAGUGAUCAGAAUCUUAAUCGGAGUAUAGUUCAAGUGUAUAAUUCAACAGUGGCACCAACUUUUAGUGCAAAGGAUUGCCAGGAGACAACAUUGGCAAUGCCUGCAGAAGAAGAUCCAUUUGGGCCAUGGCCCUGUGCAAAGAGCAAUGAACAAACAUCUAAUGUGUCAAUGCAAAACCAAACAUUGCUGCAGCUGCAACAACUGUGGUUGGAGCAACAAAACAAGAUUAUAACAAAACACAUGACUUGAGUUUAAUUGCAAAUGAAAACAUCUCUUCAAAAUUUUGUAAAGUACCAUUUGACACGCAAACAAAACGGAACGAAACAGCCUAUUAUAUUCUUUUUGGUUCUGUUCUUCCUCAGAAUUUGAAUUCAAGUCCCUACUUGGCAAUGCUCGAAGCGGCACAAUGGAUCUCAGCUAAGCAGGGCGGAACAUUGUGGGGCAAGGAAUGGAGGAACACGGCGGCAAGCAAAUCCAGCAGAGGUGUACCUGCAGAAAGCACUAUGACAUCCAAGAAAGUUGUCAAUUUCUAGGAUGUUUAGGGAAGAUCAAUAGAAAAAAUAAGUAUCUAUCUUUAUUUCUUUGUCAAUUUAGUACUUAGUUAAUCGCUUAAUCAAUAUGUCAACCGCCUAACCGACUUAGUUAUAUGUGGCAUAAUUAUCUAAAGUGUUAUGAAUGUAGCAUUCUUAGAUUUGAGCAGCCAUGAAAUGAUAAGACGAAACUCAGCCCAAUUUCAUUUGAGGCCUCAAGUUUUGGUCAGUUUGUCGGAUCUCAUCCUCGAACAAUAUCUCUAUGCUAGAUAUGUCGUAUGUGAGAAGUGCCGAGAUGUAUACUUUAUAUUUACAUGAGCUUAUUCCAAUAAUAUUUGUCUUCUUCAUUAAAUCUAUCAAUCAAUCACCUCAAAAUCUAGCAAAGAAGUACGUGUAGAAUAGGAGAGACCUCGAAAGGUUGCAAUGGGGGCUUGAGGCGCAAUGCAUGGUAGGAUAUAGAAAGAA